GCAACACGCCAUCUUGAAGUAGGCGUGGCCGCUGAUCACGUGAUCUUUUAAAAGAAGAGAGAAAACAAAAAUGAGCAAGUUUAUAAGGACUCUCAAAUCUCACCCAGCGGUCAUUCCUGUUGUGUUUUUCACUGGUCUUGGUGCCAGCAUGGCUGCCUUCCAAAUCCUCAGAGCCUGUAAUGUUUAUUCUGACGUCUCGUUCAGACGAGGCAGCAAUCCACAUCCUUGGCUUAAUGUCAAACCAAACGAGAACUUAAAAUAUUACAAGGCGGUGGAUUACGGUAAACUCUCUCAAGGUGAUCGUCCUAAAUAUUAGAGAGACAGUGCCACCUCAUCAUUAACUAAUAAACUGUCCAUUAGUUGAUAAUAGCAGUGCUUCUAGCUGUUGUAGUGAUGUACAAACACACUUGUUGUUAUUGAUUUGUUUACAUUUAUUUAUCAAAAGGAUAAUACCACAAUAGCCAUAAAA
This is a messenger RNA of Amphimedon queenslandica, 469 nucleotides long. Its product is annotated as NADH dehydrogenase [ubiquinone] 1 alpha subcomplex subunit 4-like 2. Gene Ontology annotation, cellular component: respiratory chain complex IV. Lineage: Eukaryota; Metazoa; Porifera; Demospongiae; Haplosclerida; Niphatidae. Bases 71 to 316 code for a protein of 81 amino acids. The transcript has 4 exons. The record is from RefSeq and is a predicted model, not a curated record.